This is a messenger RNA of Colletotrichum navitas, 375 nucleotides long. RefSeq lists its product as uncharacterized. The record is from RefSeq and is a predicted model, not a curated record. Lineage: Eukaryota; Fungi; Ascomycota; Sordariomycetes; Glomerellales; Glomerellaceae. The coding region runs from base 1 to 375 and encodes 124 amino acids. The transcript has 2 exons.
AUGCUCGCCAUGCUCGCCCGCCUCGAGCGCGAGUGCGUCCUGACCCCGGACUCGAAGGACACGUUCGACAACUACGUCGCCGCCUACGCCAAGAAGCACGGCAUCACGCUGCGCGACGUCCCCGGGCUCAAGAACCUGCUGGCGGACGUGGAUGACAGCGUCAAGCUGCCAAAGGAAACUCACGGCGACGAUCUCUGGGGUUGGGAGAUGGCUUUCUCGGAGUAUAAGAAGGGGAGGAAGAUUGGCGGCGACGAUCUCGACAUCACGAGCUGGCCGAGCGUGGAGCGCAAGAGGGCCUCGUUCAACAACAAGGACCCUCUGGGGAAGAAGGAGAUUGAAGCCAUCAAGAACGGCAUGUUCAUGAUGCCUGGAUAG